Arvicola amphibius (Eurasian water vole) is the source of this 764-nucleotide messenger RNA. RefSeq names its product disks large homolog 5-like. The record is from RefSeq and is a predicted model, not a curated record. Lineage: Eukaryota; Metazoa; Chordata; Mammalia; Rodentia; Cricetidae. Bases 207 to 764 code for a protein of 185 amino acids. The transcript has 4 exons.
AUGACACUGAACUUCUAGGCCUACUGAGUGACACAUGCAGCCAGGGAACCAUCCAUCUGAACCAGAGUCUCAGCUGUCCUGGGGCCAGGAUACCAACUGAAAAGCAAUGGGUUGUCACAGGCCACAGAAAGCCAAAUGUGGCAUCCACACGGCUAUGGAGAACCAGGGAACAACUAGUGUUCCUGUGAUACUUGAGGCCUGUGUUCAUGGGGGUCUUAUUUCCUGUUUUUAGGCCCUACCACAAGCCAAACUCAUUCUAUGAGAAGCUGAAGUCAGAACAUGAUGAGGUCAUGUUGCAACUGAAGAGAUUGGAGGAGGAGAACACCAUGGCCUCACAGAAGUUCAGUGAGCUGACCAAAGAGACGGUCUUCUAUCGGGGUCUGCAGAGCCGGCUCGUGAAGCAAGAGUCUCAGCUGGAGAAGAAGGUGGACAUGCUGAGGCAGGAGAAAAAGAAGCUGUUGGAGGAUUGGGACCUGCUGAAGAUCCGCUUGAAGGACUGGAAAGUGAUCUGUAAGGACAAAGAAGACACCAGUGACCUCAAAUCCCAGCAACAACAGGAUCUCAAAAGAUUAGAGGAAAGACUUCAGUUCCUGCUGAAGCAGAAGGAGCUGUUCACCCCCGAAAAAGACGUGGCAGAAAAGCAGCAGCAUCACUUUGAGGACUCCCAGAUGAGGUCCAAAAGUCUUCAAACUGAUCUGGAACUGGUCCCAGCCCAGGGUGAGAAGCCACCUGCAGAAGGAGCUGCUAGAGCAAGAGCCACCUAG